AUGGCGACGAUUAUCAACUCUCCCCGGGAUCCGAAUACUCUCAGCAAUUAUAAUAACUGGAUCUCGACUCACAUCACUGCAAAUUUUGACAUACUCUUUGACCAGAAGAAGUUGGCUGGAAAUGUGGUUCACCAGCUCAAAUCAAUUACAGAUGCCCAAUCCCAGGAUAUUAUCCUUGACGUCAACCAUCUCGACAUUGGCGAUGUCAAGGUCGAUGGCAAGCAAUCUCAGUGGGAACUACUCCCGCCUUUGGAAUCUUACGGCACGGCGUUGAAGAUCAAGCUUGGUCAUGCUGUGAAGCUCAACGAGACUAUCGAGGUCGAUAUCUCAGUGAAGACCACGGAGAAAUGUACAGCAUUGCAAUGGUUGACGCCUGCCCAGACCUCAAACAAAAAGUACCCUUAUAUGUUCUCUCAAUGCCAGGCUAUUCAUGCUCGCUCUAUUUUUCCGUGUCAAGAUACACCCGAUGUCAAAUCCACUCUGGAUUUCAACAUUACAUCUCCGCAUCCGGUGAUCGCGAGUGGCUUGCCGGUUCGUGAUUUACCACCGGCACUGCAGCCGGAUGGAAAGUCUCUGUAUCGCUUCCACCAGACAGUGCCAAUUCCUAGUUAUCUCUUUGCAUUGGCUAGUGGAGACAUCUCGGAAGCCACCAUUGGACCUCGGAGUGUGGUAGCAACAAGCCCUGACAAGGUCGAAGAGUGUAAGUGGGAGCUUGAAGCGGACACAGAGAAGUUUAUCAAUGCAAUUGAGAAAAUCGUCUACAAUUAUGCAUGGGGCGAGUAUAAUGUGUUGAUUCUGCCUCCAAGUUUCCCAUAUGGUGGCAUGGAAAAUCCGAUCUUUACAUUCGCCACCCCUAGCAUCAUUUCAAAGGAUCGGGAGAAUGUGGAUGUAAUCGCUCAUGAACUUGCUCAUAGCUGGAGUGGCAAUCUCGUCACCAACGCUUCAUGGGAACAUUUUUGGCUCAAUGAAGGUUGGACUACUUACCUUGAAAGAAGGAUCCUAGGUGCAGUCCAUGGGGAGCCCUAUCGUCAUUUCUCGGCCAUCAUAGGUUGGAAGGCUCUUUCGGAUUCCGUGGAGCACUUUGGACAGGACCAUGAAUUUACCAAGUUGGUCAUUGACCUGAAAGGAAAAGACCCAGACGAUGCAUUUUCAAGCAUCCCAUACGAAAAGGGCUUUAAUUUUCUCUUUCAACUCGAGACCCUUCUCGGAAAAGCCAAAUUUGACGAGUUUAUCCCCCAUUACUUUACAGUGUUUAAAGAAAAAUCUCUCGAUUCUUAUGAAUUCAAGACAACAAUCUUGGAUUUCUUCCAGUCUGACCCCGAGGCUUCCAAGUUAUUGAAUGAUCUUGACUGGGACAAAUGGUUUUAUGCGCCGGGCUUGCCUCCCAAGCCCCAUUUUGAUACAUCUCUUGUCGAUGUUGUUUAUGAGCUUGCUAGGAAAUGGCAAUCACUGCCUGAAUCCUCCUUCAAGCCACAGGCAAGCGACAUACACGGCUUGACAGCAAAUCAACUUAUAGUUUUCUUGGAGCAGGUGCUCCUUUUCGAGCAGCUUAAACCCGACCUGACGAAACUUAUGGGCGAAGUCUACGGUCUAUCCAAGAGCGAAAACAUCGAGGUUGCCAACUUAUAUUUCCAGGUCGGGCUAAAGGCCGGGGAUAAAAGCGUUUUGGAGCCAACAGCAAGCCUGCUAAGCAGAAUUGGGCGAAUGAAAUUUGUGCGACCCUUAUACCGAAAUCUCCAAAAGGUCAAUCGCACGCUUGCUAUAGAGACUUUUGAGAAGAACAGAGACUUCUAUCAUCCCAUUUGCCGUGCUAUGGUCGAGAAGGACCUGUUUGGUAAGAAAGAAAAUUAG
Molecule: messenger RNA, 1851 nt
Organism: Aspergillus glaucus CBS 516.65
Lineage: Eukaryota; Fungi; Ascomycota; Eurotiomycetes; Eurotiales; Aspergillaceae
Product: bifunctional aminopeptidase/epoxide hydrolase
Exons: 10
Coding region: 1-1851 (616 amino acids)
Biological process (GO): proteolysis
Cellular component (GO): cytosol
Molecular function (GO): metallopeptidase activity; aminopeptidase activity; zinc ion binding
Source: RefSeq, a predicted model, not a curated record